Symbiodinium natans is the source of this 2991-nucleotide messenger RNA. Lineage: Eukaryota; Dinophyceae; Suessiales; Symbiodiniaceae. The record is from the annotation of a GenBank genome assembly.
AUGGCGGCGGGAGCGUCGCGGUUCCGACGUGCGAAGGGUGCUGUGGCAUCUGGCCCGGCGCCAGCGCCCAAGCCACUGCAGCCGGAUGCUGGAUGGGAGCUCAUCUUUGGAGAGGACGUGGAGAACCCCGAAGUUCUGGAGCAGCACAAGUUUGGACUGCAGAUGGCACUCUUGGGCCAGGGAACGCCUGAGGGAUUCGUGGACCACGAGUUUCCGGCACAGGCCCGAAGCAUCGAUGGCUUGCAGGGCCCCCCUGUGCGCCGCGGACAGGAGACGCUCAUGGAGCUCUUGAAGACCGUCGACCACGAGGAGGAUGAGGAGGAAGAGGAGGUGCCCGACGCACCACGCUGCCCCUGCGGCCGUCGCGCUCGCCAGGGGAGGGUCCAGCUGCCUGGCAUGGUGGCCCGGCGGCCCUACUUCCGCUGCGCUGCACGCGCCUGCCGCUUCUUCAGCUUCGGAGAGCUCCCCACCACACCGGAGGCGCAGGCCCUCUCCUGGGUACGGCUGCGCACCGUUGCGCCGGACAGCACAAGCAGCACCAACAGCGCAUGGCUUGCACAGCACCUGGUCGUGGUGGGCCGGGAUGGCUUUCGGCCCGAGGAUGCUCGCCUUGGGCCGGGGUGCGAGUCGUUGGGAGAUGCUCUGUUCGUCGAUGCGCUCGCGAUCCUCUCAGAGCGACCCAGCGCUUUGCAGAAGCUCCUGCCCAACGUGGCCACCACCACAGUCACCACAGCCGGUUGCCACGAGAUCCGGCUUUGCACAGAGGGCAUCUGGCGAUCAAUCUUGCUGGACGAGCGCUUGCCCAUGGCAUCCAGUGGUCCGAAGCUCGAAAAGAACUUCCACGAGCUCCUGGCCUUCGGGCGCUGUGCAGGCAACCAACUCUGGAUUCCGCUUCUCGAGAAGGCCUAUGCCAAGGCGUACGGGGCCUAUCAGUUUGCUUUUCCUGGCACAGCCUUGUCCGUCUUCCUGGAAGAUCUUACCGGCAGCAUCGUCGAGCAGGUGCAUCUUGGGAAGCCUCGGAACAGCGUCGGUGAGCUCUUGGAUCCGAAGGAGCUCUGGGCGUAUUUGCUCGGCCACCAGCGGGACGGCACUUUGCUUUGCUGUGUCUCCCAGCUUCUGCAGACCUCAGCUUCCUCGGCCUUUGCAGUGCUCGACAUGUCCGAGGGCCCAAACGGCUCGCCGGGUCGGAUCCGCCUGCGCAACCCGCGUGUCACAGGCUCCAGUGCCACGGCUGCGUACGAGCGGAUUCUGUCGAUGCUCCGAGGUUCGCCGGCAGAGGCCUCGACUUAUGCAGAUGGCUCUUUCUGGGUGCAAUUCAUGGACUUCCUCUCAGUGUUCUCCCAGGUCUGCAUGUGCCACGCUGCCUCUACCGGCGGUGCAUUGCUGCACACGCGGACCUUCGAGGGCGAGUUCACGCCCGAGCGGGGCACCGGAAUCCGUGGCUGUUGUCUCCGCCUGUCUGCGUAUGCUGGCGCUGAGCCCUGCGAGGUGUGGCUCUCACUCCUGCAGCCCAUCCCAAAAGGGGCCCGGCUCCUUCAGCCUUCCAUGGGCCAGGUGCUGAACGACCUGUCGCUGGUGGUGCUCGAUUCUUCGAGCGGCGAGGUGGCCGUGGCGGCCCUCUUCGGAGCACGGCCGGUUGGCAGCUGCCGCGUAGCCCUAGCUCCGAACAAGGCUGGAAGCUGGCUGGUCUUGCCUUUCAGUCGCCGCGCUUGGCCGGGUCCCGUGCGGCUCAGAGUCCACUGUUCGCAGCCGGUGGAGGUGCAGCGCCUGGCUUCGGAGCCUGGCGAGAGGGCACCUUGGGAGCCGCUCUUUUGCCUGGUGGCUGCGGCAGCUCGCGGCGCGGCCCCUGGCUUGCGCGGUGUGGGUUCCCGGAGACCGGUCCAUGUUCGGACGGCAGCAGGCGGGGAGACUUCGCUGACGGUGGAGCUGUUGGAGCUGCGGGCAGAGGGUGCAGUGUUGCUGCUGCUGGACAACACCUUUGCCAAAGCGGCCCUGCUCUUCGAAGCGACAGUUGAAGGCAACCAUGUGGUCACACAGACCUCCCGGGGAUCGCAGCUGGGAGAUUGGUGUGAGGAGAGGAACGAGGAUAGCUUCAAAGUUGGAGCUCGGACACAGUGGCGGCGCUACAAGGUCGAAGACGUCAUUCCUCCGGCCUCACGGCAGAUGGUCUCAAUGCACUUUGCGGUCGGCACCGAUUGGGAUGUCGAGGUGCUGACUGUGAAGGCCUCCGUUGUCCCAGUCGCCAUGGCCGGAGCCCGUCCCAGGAACCACCCGUUCGCCCCCUACGCCAUUCGCGGCAACACGCUGCUGGCUCCGAACCUCGACGUGCUCGCGGCGGAUGGUGCAUCGGCCGAAGGCCUCUUGGAACGCCAGGAAGAUGCGGAGCUGCAGCUCGCCUUGCAGCUGUCCCUGCAGGAUGUUGCCAAGCCGUUGGAGCCGCGCCAGCGCUGGGGCCGCCGCAACAAGGCCGAGGCCAACGGCGCUGAAAACAAAGCGUGCUCCAUCUGCUGCGAGCCCCUCCGAGCGCCUGGAGAUCUGCCAGCACAAUCAGCACAACAUUUAAAAUGUUGUGCCCAGGUCUGUUGGAGCUGCGCCUCUCGCUGGGCCAUGGAGCAGGAGGCACAGGGGCUCGCUGCCGCAGAGAUGCGCUGCCCACAGUGCUCGGCUGUGCUCGAGGAUGCGGUUCUGCGGCAGCUGCUAGGCACGGACGCUCUUCACAGAGCCCAGGAGCGCACGAGGCGCCGUGGAGAGGUGGGGCCUAGCGACCUGUCCAGCGCCACACUGGUGCGUUUGGGCCUAAAACGGUGCCCUGGCUGUGGAGAAGGCCUGCAGAAGGAGUCAGAGACGUGCCACAAGAUGAUCUGCCGCACCUGCCGCGCCCGCUUCUGCUUCCGGUGCCUUACGCGACUGGAGUACUUCAACUGCGGUUGCACAGGUGCGGAGCACCGCUUUGUUGACCCGAUGGAUGGACGGACACUUAUGCAUCAGUAG